CCGAUUUCUGCCUACCAACGUUUCGCUCGGGCUGAGUUUGCUGAGCACAUCUAUGGAGUUGGACGUCUGGUUUGGAAAAGAAUUUCCGUUGACGAGCUUAUUCGGCACUCAAGGAUCUUCGGAACUAUAUGGAGGAUCCUGCUGUUCCUGAGAACGUGCAGCCGAGUGAGAUAAAAUUUCUGGAUACUCUUCGCUUGAUGAAGGCAUCGAUCGCACAAAAGCUAGAGCCAGUUCGGCAAAAGCUGGAACCGGCCAAAGCUAAAGUGUCUGAACUUCUCAAUAAGAUUGACAAGGUGCUCCGGACAAAGUUCUUUAUCCAGCGAACGAGGCUUUAUCAUCUUCAGCAAAUUUUGCUUAUAGGCAUCAAGUACAAGGCUGUACGCGAUGAGAUUUAUUGCCAGAUUUGCAAACAGACUACUCUCAACCCAGCCAGAGUAAGUGAUGCAAGGGGCUGGCAAGCAAUGGCAGUUUGUGCUGGCACGUUUCCACCCUCUGAGAAGUUCAGACCUGUACUGGAGGAGCAUCUUAAACAAAUUGUGGAUGGAAUUGUGGGAGGGAUGCCCGAUCAAGAGAAGGCUAGAUCGAUGGCACUAUACUGCUUAAAUCGGCUUCGAAAAAUUUGCCGGGUUGGAGCACGGCAAGUAGCUCCGUCUUCAGAAGAGAUUCUAGCUUCUGAGCACAUGCAUGUAACUUCUAUUAACGUUGCCAUUCCGGGGGGACUUGCUCAGGUUGUGUCCAUGGAUUCAAUGACCACUGGAGGAGAAGUCACUGCCGAAAUUGCAGCAAGACUUGGUUUGCCAGAUGUUGGCUUUUAUGGUAUCUUCAUAGUAACAAAUGGAGUUGAACGAUUUGCUGGAACACAUGGACUUCUGUCCGAGUCGUAUACGGAAUGGAACGUAGGCCCCUCCCCAGAACUGGAAGAAGAAGUGCAAGCAUUCAGACGGACACGGCACUUCCUCGUGGACCACUGUGCUCAGUGCCUAUACAACAUGGACCCGGACUCGGUGCUGGGCAAAGACUUGAAACAUGGCAUCUCAGCUAUGGAACAUUUGAAGGAGAAGGAAAUGCAGGAGAAAGCAGGCAGAGAAGCGAAAGAAACGGAUCCUGAGGAGGAGGAAAUCAGGGAUGCUGAGCUCAGGAGAUUGUUUGCUGACGUGCAUCUCCUAUUCAAGAGGAACCGGUUUCCUGUUGAAGGCACUGCUUCAUCAGAUUCAGUCCGGGCAUUCGAGUACGCUCAAGUACGAUGAUGGUCAAUAAACCUUCCAGCAACGUACGAUGUGGUACACGGCCUAUAUGUCAUCGAAGAAGCUGAUGCGGUGAUGCUAGCAGCACUACAACUGCG
Selaginella moellendorffii is the source of this 1342-nucleotide messenger RNA. RefSeq names its product unconventional myosin-VIIa. The transcript is spliced from 8 exons. Gene Ontology annotation, cellular component: cytoskeleton. The record is from RefSeq and is a predicted model, not a curated record. The coding region runs from base 129 to 1247 and encodes 372 amino acids. NCBI's taxonomy places the organism in Eukaryota, Viridiplantae, Streptophyta, Lycopodiopsida, Selaginellales, Selaginellaceae.